Molecule: messenger RNA, 438 nt
Organism: Aspergillus calidoustus
Lineage: Eukaryota; Fungi; Ascomycota; Eurotiomycetes; Eurotiales; Aspergillaceae
Source: the annotation of a GenBank genome assembly
AUGACUGAGCACGAGGCUCCUAUCGUUUCGCAUGGCCGUGGAGGUCAGGGAAAUAUUGGCCCCGACAGCAAUGAAUACGUUGACGGCGGCAUCGUCCGCGAAGGUGUUUUCGGCGACCAGGGCGAUGGCGCCUAUUCUGCCGGUCGCGGCGGCGCCGGAAACAUCGGCUCCCCACACGUAAAGCCCACAACCAAGACGCCCCACGACACAGAGUUCAUCCCCGAGAUCUCGGUGCGCCAGUCCAUCGAUGGGGAUUAUCAUACCGGGCGAGGCGGCCAGGGCAACGUCCACCUAGACCCCGAGCACGUCAAGGCAAAGGAGGAAAAGAAGGAAGAGAAGAAGGAGAAGAAAGAGGAGAAGAAGGCCGAGAAGGCCGCUGGUGUUACGCACGAGGGGUUGGCGGAUAAGUUGAAGAAUAAGCUUUUUGGGAGGAAGUGA